Cercocebus atys (sooty mangabey) is the source of this 2416-nucleotide messenger RNA. Its product is annotated as arachidonate 12-lipoxygenase, epidermal-type-like. Gene Ontology annotation, biological process: linoleic acid metabolic process; lipid oxidation. Gene Ontology annotation, molecular function: arachidonate 15-lipoxygenase activity; iron ion binding; protein binding. Gene Ontology annotation, cellular component: cytosol; plasma membrane. The transcript is spliced from 15 exons. Lineage: Eukaryota; Metazoa; Chordata; Mammalia; Primates; Cercopithecidae. The record is from RefSeq and is a predicted model, not a curated record. Bases 1 to 2100 code for a protein of 699 amino acids.
AUGGGCAAGUACACGGUCCGUGUAGCCACGGGGGAUUUGUUCCUGGCAGGCUCUCCCAACCAGGUGCAGCUGUGGCUGGUGGGUGAGCACGGGGAGGCAGACCUAGGGAAGCACCUGCGACCCGUGUGGGGAAAGGUCGUGGGGGAAGCUGACGCCCCACAGUACCAGCUGCUCCUCACCUCCACCUCUCCCCGGGUGGAGGAGUUUGAGAUCGACGUCCCCCUGCACCUGGGGCGCCUCCUGAUGGUGAAGCUGCGCAAGCACAACGGGCUGUUGAGUGUCGACUGGUUCUGCAAGUGGAUCUCAGUGCAGGGCCCGGGAACCCAAGGCGAGGUUUUUUUCCCCUGCUACCGCUGGGUGCAGGGCCACAGGAUUAUCUGCCUGCCCAAGGGCACUGCCCGGACCCUAAGUGAUGACCCCCAGAACCUGUUUAAGAAGUACCGGGAACAGGAGCUCGAGGAAAGAAAGAAGGUGUACCGGUGGGGCUCCUGGAAAGAUGGGUUAAUCCUGCCUAUAGCAGGGAAUAGGCAACCGGACCUUCCCAGGGACGAGCGAUUCCUCGAGGAUAAGGAUUUAGACUUUAGUGUCUCCCUAGCAAAAGCGUUGAAGGACAUGGCCAUUAAGGGGACACUGGAUUUCAUAAAUUGUGUGAAAAGGCUGGAAGAUUUCAAAAAAAUAUUCCCACGUGGAAAGACUGCCCUGGCUGAGCGGGUUCAUGAUUCUUGGAAGAAGGAUGCCCUCUUUGGGUACCAGUUUCUCAAUGGUGCAAACCCCAUGCUCCUGAGGCGUUCUUCAAGGCUCCCCGCCCGCCUGGUGCUGCCUCCAGGGAUGGAAGACUUGAAGACCCAGCUGGAGAAAGAACUCCAGGGCUCCAGAAAACGACUCCAACUCUAUUUUCUAUUCCUGCCUCUGGCCCUGCAGGCUGGAUCUCUGUUUGAAGUGGAUUUCUCCUUGCUGGACGGAGUCAAGCCUAAUGUCAUCAUUUUUAAGCCGCAAUAUGUGGCCGCCCCUUUGGUCAUGCUGAAGCUGCAGCCUGAUGGAAGACUCUUGCCCAUGGUCAUCCAGCUCCAGCCACCUCGAUACGGAUGUCCCCCACCUCCGCUCUUUCUGCCCUCGGAUCCCCCCAUGGCCUGGCUCCUGGCCAAGACCUGGGUCCGGAGCUCUGAUUUCCAGCUGCACCAGUUACAGUCACAUCUGCUGAAGGGACACUUGAUUGCUGAGGUUAUUGCUGUGGCUACAAUGAGAAGCUUGCCUAGCCUCCAUCCUAUUUACAAGCUCCUGAUCCCCCACUUCCGCUACACCAUGGCGAUCAACACCCUGGCCCGUAGUCGUCUUGUCUCUGAAGGGGGAAUUUUUGACCUGGUGGUGAGCACUGGUAGUGGGGGCCACGUGGACAUUCUUCAGAGAGCCACAGCUUGUUUGACCUAUCGUUCCCUCUGUCCUCCUGAUGACCUGGCUGACCGUGGACUCCUGGGUGUGAAAUCUUCUCUUUAUGGCCAAGAUGCCAUCAGGCUGUGGGGAAUCAUCAGCCGGUACGUGGAGGGGAUGGUUGGGCUUUUCUACAAGAGCGACCAAGCCGUGAAGGAUGAUCUAGAGCUCCAGGCCUGGUGCAGAGAGAUGACUGAGACUGGACUGCAGAUGGCCCAAGACCGGGGGUUCCCCAUCUCAGAGUCCCGGGCUCAGCGCUGCCACUUUGUCACCAUGUGCAUCUUCACAUGCACGGGUCAGCAUGCUUCUAACCACCUGGGUCAGCUGGACUGGUACUCCUGGAUCCCUAAUGGCCCAUGCACCAUGCGGAAGCCCCCACCCAUCUCCAAUGAUGUGACAGAGAAGGACAUAGUGGACUCACUGCCCAAUCUCCACCAGGCACAUAUGCAAAAGACCGUCACAGACUUCCUUGGCAGACGUCAGCCUGUCAUGGUGGCCCUGGGGCAGCAUGAGGAGAAAUAUUUCUCUGGCCCUGAGCCCCAAGCUGUGCUGAGACAAUUCCGGGAGGAGCUGGCUGCCAUGGACAAGGAGAUUGAGGUCCGGAAUGCAGUCCUGGACCUGCCCUAUGAGUACCUUCGACCCAGCAUGGUAGAGAACAGCGUGACCAUCUGAGAGGGCUUGCCCGCCUCCGCUCCAAAGCUCCACCAUCCCUGAGUACCUUUUAGUAUUCCGUCCUCCUCACAUCCUCUGGUGAACAAAUUGUCCCCAAAGCUUUGUGGUCAGGGUACCCAGAGCUGCCCACCACACAACUAUGGGGAAUACACGGUGAUAGUCCCCACUGCAUUUGGAAGCGGCAUCCCCCAAAGCUGCCCUACCUUAAAUGUCCAUCCAGUCCUGCACUUCCUCACCCCUGAUCCCUGGCACACCUCCUCAUUGCCAAAGGACCUGGCUUAGAUACAAGUAAAAACAUACGAUUAAAUAACAAAAC